Messenger RNA from Crotalus tigris (Tiger rattlesnake), 3310 nucleotides. RefSeq names its product refilin A (gene RFLNA). Gene Ontology annotation, cellular component: actin filament bundle. Bases 716 to 1381 code for a protein of 221 amino acids. Gene Ontology annotation, molecular function: filamin binding. The record is from RefSeq and is a predicted model, not a curated record. Gene Ontology annotation, biological process: skeletal system morphogenesis; negative regulation of bone mineralization involved in bone maturation; negative regulation of chondrocyte development. Lineage: Eukaryota; Metazoa; Chordata; Lepidosauria; Squamata; Viperidae. The transcript is spliced from 4 exons.
UUUGCCCCAGCCAGCUUUCCUGGAAGUUCAGAAUCGAGAUGACGCGCGGAUGCAACUCAGAGAGAAGAAGGCAGGUCAGGGGGUUGGAACGGAGCAGAAAGAAGCGCCUUUAGAGGUUUAGGCCGAUUCCUGGAGAGGGGAAAAAAACGUUAUUUCGGACGGAGGUUGUGGAAAGAGUGAAAUAACUAUAGCCCCGGUCCUCCCACCCGUGUCUCCUUUUUGAGCGAGCCUAGCCUUUGAAUCGGCACCUUUUCCCAGGAAAACAAUUUGGGAAAGGGCACCCUGAAUUUAAAAUCCCGCCUUCUGCAACUGACCCGUUGGGUUGCAUGGAGUGGCGAGCAGAAUGUGGGAUUUAAAAUUCAAGGUUUUGGAAGGCUUUGCGUUCCAGCUUAAGACUGCUGGCAGAGUCUGCACGGGGAGGGGGGGCGCAGAGGGGCUCCAGAGGUUGGCUGGAGCCCCAAUCUCAGCUCGGGACCCAUGCUGAACAUGACCGCUCUUUCAUUUUGCUAUUUCUCUUCUUCGGAUACUUUGAGUUAAAAAUCAUUCUUAAUUUUUUUUCCCCCCACCCUAGCUUGAGCUGUGAGCAUUGGGGGAGGGGGCUGGAAACGGACUCUUCUGGACCUCCCCCCCCCUCCCAGCUGCCCCUUAACCCUACGCUGGCUUGCCUCUGAGAAACAAGGCGUGUUGGAAGAGCCUCCUAACCACCUUGCAAGUCAUGGUGGGUCACCUGCAGUUCCAAGGUAUGGAAAACAAUAGCAAGGAAAAGAACCGGGAAAGUUUGCUGGACAGUCCGGAUUCGGGGCUGCCCCCCAGUCCGAGCCCCCCUUUCUACUCCUUGUCUCCGGGCAUAGCUGAGAACAAAGCCGUGGACAAGAAUCCCUGCGCAGAAAUACUGGAUCAUGGGCCAGGGAAAGAUGGCCAGGAAAGGAAAGUGAUUCCUUACGUUUUUCUGAACUCCUAUGCUUCUGAAAUCAGGCCCCGAAUGUACCCAGUGUUUUUCGGAGAAAGCAUAGAGGUCAACCCUGAGCCAGCACAGGAAAUCAGGUGCAAUUCGGAGAUCAAGUACAGCUCAGAGAAACAUUACCGCGACGACAUCUUCUACCACCCCAGGCCCACCAUCACCACCUACCGAGAGUCCGUCACGCUGGCCCCCAACUGCACCUGGCGCAACUACAAAUCUCAGCUUCUCUUCGAGCCUCGUCAGAAGCCCCUCCGGUUUCAGAGCACGACCAUCAUUUUUCCCAAACGGGCCAAAAACCUUUACCGGACCACCCUCAACUACCGGCUGGGCUGUGCCAAGCGGUGGUUCGCCUCCAGCGUCCAACUCGCCUUGUGCGAGGACAACGAAACCUAUCUGAUGCACCCGGAAAACUUGUCCUAGGCUUUCUGGCGGUCGGGCUAGGCUACAACCGUCCACCUACAGCAUGGGUCCACCGCUUGGAGACACGUUGACGGACGUCAUCAUCCCCUGGCUGAAGGCAUCUCAGAGACGUCAGCCGACGUGAUUGUGGGCCACCCACCAUCUUGGAAGUCUUUCGCCCUGCUUCCAAGGACCGGUUUGGGGAGAGAGCUUUAAAAGGGGGGGAAUGGAUUCGACUUCUGUCGGGAUCCAGCCUAUUUAUGUAGCACUUAAAAUGCUGUUUUAAUCCAGACGCCGCUCUUUAGUCGUUUGCUAUUUAAAACUUGCCCCCAAAGUAGGAAACGUUUUGAAGAUUUCCCUGUGGCUUUUACGAUGUUUGUUUCUUUGGCAAAGAGUAUUUAUCCAAGAAUCUCACGGCCCAUUCGAGCAAUCUAAGUGUUAAUUUCAUCUGGAGAAUAUUAUUACAAAGCCUCAAGAUCAGCCUGAUGGGUUCAGAGGCUGGAUUAACACCUUGGUGUGUUCACCACAAUGUGGAGGGAUUUUACGCAAGAAUUAUGCGUGGUUAAGCUUAGCUUUUUUGGGGAGGGGACAACAACAGUUGCCUUGGACCAAAUGUCUGUUUUUUCCCCCCCAAAGCAUUCUGUGAUAACGGUGUUUCAAAUUCAUAAUUUCAAGAGUUUGCGUCUCUAAAAUGUCUGGGAAAGUGAACGCAUGAAAACCAGAAGGAGAAAUGACUUAACAUUGCCAGCCAUUAGGUAACCAAAGAAUUGUGUGUGGGGGGGAACCCAUUUGCAUAUGCUCUGCAACCACCUCCUUGCUAUUAUAUUUCCUGCUUUUAAAGAUUGGGAUUUUGAGCGUAUUGGGGUGGCAAAAAUCCGGACCACCAGUUAGAAGCAGCAAAACGAGAGACAGACGCUUAUCUGAUCUUUACCGAGCGGCUUUCAAACAAAACAAAAAAGCUGUAGAAAAGGAGAUUAAAUCCAGACAAAUCUUUUGGGGAGGGUGAUCUGAAAGUCAGAAUGUUGGAGAAACUGUUAGCAUGAGUGAUCUUAAAAUAUUAUUGCCUUGCUGAACGAUGGCAAAUGCAGUUUCAAAUUCUUAUUUUGGGGGGCAUUGGAGACUGCAGAGAUGGAAACAGAGGAGAAAUUAGAAAGGUGUGUUGUUUGUGGAUGGUAGAUCGUUGCGUAGGGAGGCCUCAGUUUCACACAAAUGGUGGAGGAAAUCAUUACGGAUAGUCCUCCAUUUACGGCCACAAUCGGGAGCAGAAUCUCCGUUGCUAAGCAACGUUAAGUGAGUCUUUUGCUUGAUUGAUGACCUUUUUUGCCACGAUUGUUAAACGAUGCCUGCAGUUAUGUUGGUCGUUAAGCAAACCCAACCUCCCCCAUUGACUUUGCUCGUCAGAAGCCAGCUGGAAAGAUUCCCAAACAUCGAUCGCCUGACCUGGGACUCUGCAACCAUGACGGUCGUAAGUGCGAGGACCCUUUAGCAACUUGCCUUUUUAACCAUCUUGGAGCCCACGAAGGUCCUCUUGAAGAUCACCCACAAACUAAAUGACAGAAUUAUGUCUCCAUAGGGACUUAAGCUGGACCCCAAAGGAAUUUAAACCAAGCCACAGACGGGUCUUUGCAUUCAAAAUUUGCAUUCUUUUAAGAAUGUUGGAAAACACGCCGAUCCGAACAGGAGUUUUCCUAAGAUCAGAUUGCAGCUGGGUUUUUUUUGGGGGGGGGGGAUGGAAAAUAAAACCAUCCUUCAGCUGCGGCGGGUUGCUUUUUGAAAAACAAGCAGACAACAGGCUGGGAAACCCAGGCGUGGAACAUCUCCCAGGGCUUUGAAAUUCUCGGGGACGCCCUUGCAUUCCUUCCCUUCCGUUUCUCACAAGAAGCGAGCAUGCUCCAGUCCGACACCCUCCUCCAGGUGGUUUAGAUUAGCCCCCCCUCCCUCCCUGCAAAA